Molecule: messenger RNA, 2301 nt
Organism: Durusdinium trenchii
Lineage: Eukaryota; Dinophyceae; Suessiales; Symbiodiniaceae
Source: the annotation of a GenBank genome assembly
AUGGCUUUCUUGGCACUGCUCUUCAUCGGAACCGCUUCCACUGCGGUCGCCGAUUCCCUGGUGGCCUAUGACUUCGCCGGCCGCGGCAGCGCGGACGCCGUGGCCGGGCUGCUGGCACGCGUGCUGCAGCAGUCGGAGGCUGAGAUUUGGUCCUCCUUCGACCUGCAGCUGGCACCCCGCUGCCGUAGGGCCAAGCCGCCCACAGCCAAAACGGAGCUUUGCUUCGACCUGGAGUCGGCAGGCGGAAAGGUCAAGGUCUCCGCAACGAGCGGCAUCGACUUGGCCUACGGUGCGGCCUGGUAUUUGCGGAGCUACUGCAACAUGUCCUUCUCCUGGAACCGCACCGGUGGGCACCAGGUGAUGGUUCCUUCCCAGUGGCCCUCGGUGACAGAGCCAAUCACACGCUACCGGACUGUGCCUAUCAGCUACUUCAACAAUGUGGUGACCUUCAGCUACAGCUACGCCUGGUAUGACUUUGAGCAAUGGGAGGCUUGGUUGGACUGGGCUGCCUUGAAUGGCAUCAACGUGGUGUUGGCCUAUACCGGGCAGGAGGAGACGGGUCUGACCUCUUGUGCUUUCUCCACAUGCCAGACAUGGGAGAUAUACCGGAAGACCUUUAACAGCUUCGGCGUCACGGAUGACCAAUUUGCUGCCUGGAGCAACGGUGUGGCGUGGCUUGCUUGGAGCCGAGGGCAAUCUAUGCAUGGCAUUGGGAACGACUGUGGAGAUGCCUGCAUGCCACUGCCCUUGUCGUGGAUGAGGAGCCAAUGGCAGCUUCAGACGCAGAUCUUGGAGCGCAGCAGGAGUUUGGGCAUGGUCAGUGUGCUGCCGACCUUCCAAGGGAACCUGCCACCGGUCUUCCGGCAACUGCAGCCACGGGCGAACAUCAGCAAGACGGGACCCGCUUGGUUGGAUGCCUUGGAUCCGCUGUUUGCUGAAAUCCAGAAGAGAUACAUGGAGACCAUGAUUGGUGAUUGGGGCACAGAUCACUGGUAUGAAACCGAUGGAUAUUUCGAUCAGCAGCAGGGCCCCUGGAAGGCCCAAGCUUUGACCACUGAAGCUUCAGCCUGGAGGAGUCCAGAGGAUGUGCCUGUCGAUCCACACGCCUUCGCGCAUGCGGCCGCGGCUUAUAAAUCCAUGAACGCCACUGAUCCCAAAGCAGUAUGGCUGUGUCAAGGGUGGAUCUGGCGUGGUUGGGGGGCAGACAAGCUUCCCUUCAUGAAGGGUUUUGUGUCUGCAGUGCCUCCGAAGCACUUCGUGAUGCUGGAUAUGUUUGAUGAAGCCGACCCGGAAUGGGACAAGUUCGAGGAUUUUGGCUAUUUUGGCACCCCGUUCAUUUGGUCUGUUCUGCACAAUUUUGGCGGCAACACCGGCAUGUGGGGCAGCCUGCCUACCUUGAACUCUGCUCCCUUUGCGGCCUUUAAUCGAACAGCCAAUGUGGCGGGUACAGGAGCUGCGCCUGAAGGUAUUGAUCAGAAUCCCUUCUAUUACAGUUUCCUGACCGAUUUGUCCUGGCUGCAAGCACCAGUGAACUUGAGCUCCUGGACAGAUGCCUGGACUCUUCAGCGUUAUGGCAGGAGUAGUCCAGCGGCGCAGAAGGCCUUUGGCCUUCUACUGCAGUCUGUCUAUAGCAACGAAACCAACCAGCGAGCCAUCCACUCCCUCGGUGGUUUUCAGGCGGAGAAGAAUUCCGACGGCCUCACUGGUAUGCCGCUGGGCGGCUCGUACGAGACUCCACACCCCAGCUGGUAUGACCUCUCGGUGGCCAUCGACGCCUGGAAGGCUUUGAUCGCGGCGGCCGAAGCCAUGCCACGCAUCCCCGAGACCCUGCGCUACGACCUGGUGAACCUCGGCCGUGAGGUGCUAAGCAAGAUAUCCAACGAAUUCUUCUCCAAGUUGGCGUCUGCGACCACGGCGGGUGCAGUCAAAGCAGCUGGAUCGGAGAUGUUGAACUUGCUCUUGGAUGUGGAUAGACUCCUUUGUAGCUCGGGUGCUUUCCUGGCCUCCACAUGGAUUGCCAACAGCGUGCGCUGGGCUGAUGGCAAUGCCACGCUGGAGAGGUAUUUCGAGAUGGCUGCAAGGAGCCAGACCACGGUGUGGACGCCACAAACUCCAGGCUCCACCACCUUAACCAGCCUUUGUGACUAUGCCAACAAGCAGUGGGCUGGUCAGGUGGGUGGCUUCUACCGAUUGCGCUACGAAUGCUACAUCGUGCAGGCGCCACCAUCGGCCUUGGCCCAGUUGGAGCUUCAGUUGUUUUGGCACGUCGAAACACAGAGGCUUUAUGAGGCUUUUUUUUAG